This is a messenger RNA of Cryptomeria japonica (Japanese cedar), 4326 nucleotides long. Its product is annotated as protein STICHEL. The record is from RefSeq and is a predicted model, not a curated record. Gene Ontology annotation, biological process: DNA-templated DNA replication; DNA repair. NCBI's taxonomy places the organism in Eukaryota, Viridiplantae, Streptophyta, Pinopsida, Cupressales, Cupressaceae. Bases 366 to 3896 code for a protein of 1176 amino acids. The transcript has 6 exons. Gene Ontology annotation, molecular function: ATP hydrolysis activity; DNA binding; DNA-directed DNA polymerase activity. Gene Ontology annotation, cellular component: nucleus; DNA polymerase III complex; DNA replication factor C complex.
UCCAAUGACCUUCCUUCACUUGCGGGGUUGUCUCAUUCAGAUUUUCUUAUAAUUUAUUUCCAAGUUCACACCGCUCAGCAAAAUGUACGGAAGUUUAUAAUUAUUAUUAUGUAGUAGCCAAUCAACGAUGUUAACCGUGUGAUUGAGUGAAAAUUCAAUGCAGCGGUGACAACUCUGCCUGCAACCGCGUUGUUUUGUGUUUUGGUUUGGAUUUUGGAGGGAAUCCAUUUGUCUCGUGCAGCGUGCCACAAGUGGCCUCGAUUACAAUCUACAUCUCGCAUUUACAUUCAACCAUUUGAUGCUAGUGCUAGAUCUAUGAUCUUCGCUAGUUGUGUGUGCACGCAUUGGGUAUGUGAGAGUGGAAAAUGUGGGAGGAUGUUGGGCAACUUCAUAUCAGGAAGGAGCUGACUGCGCUGAGACGAGCUCGUUGGCUUAAGGAUCCCUCCACUUGCUCCUCUCUCAAGUCUCCUAAGAAUUGCAUUGUUCCGCACAAAGAUGGCAUCGCUGGUGCCACUUAUUCAGCCACAGGAGACCAGGUGAAGGGGAUUCUUCACAACUGGACUGGACAAGACUUCGGUAAUGCAAUAAGCCAUGGAGACGAAACUCGAGAUAGGGUUUUUAAGAAGUAUCAGUAUGCCACAAAGCAUGAUUACUCCACACAUGAUUUUUCCCAGGAGGAGCAGGAGGGCGAUGGAGAUAGAGGAUUGGAUUGCAACUCCAGGUCAGUGUCACCCUUACUCACCAAAGAUGCUUAUAAAUCACGCCAACAAAAUGGCAAUGGCAAGCACAAGAAAAGGUCUCAGAUUUUAAAACAUGCGAUGGAGUCGUACACUCCCACAAGCACUCGGUCCAACAGCAGGAAUGGCGAUCGUAAGCAACGCAGUGUUGUUGGGUCGUGGGAUGGCACGGCAUUGUCUGGAGAGGACGAAGUAGAUGGCUUGGAUCUGCCUUCCCAAGGAUGUGGAAUCCCUUGCUAUUGGUCCAGAACUCCAAAGCAUCGCGGAGGGGGAAUGGAAUGCGGGACUUUCUCUCCGACAUUGUCCGAUUCUGUCAAGAGAAAAACGGGCAAUGGAGUCUCAAGACACCAGAAAGAAUCACCAUCACUAUCGAAUUAUGACUACAGGAUGCAUGGUCAAUUGGCGGAAGCAGAGUAUAGCGCGGAAGGCUUGCCAUUGUUGACUGACGGAGCCUCUUCAGCAGACGGAGAAGGUACGAGUGAUGGAUAUUCGACUUAUGACAUGGAGGCAGCUUGUAAAUUGGAGAGGUGGAGGAAGUCAAGAGACAGAAGCAGAGAACAUGGACAUCUCACUUUGACGCACGGAAGUGGGGAGCUGGCAAUCUAUGGGGACAGGCACAGAAGCUUAAGUCAGAAAUAUAGACCCAAAUCAUUUGAGGAAUUGGUAGGGCAAAACAUGGUGGUGCAGACUUUGGUGAGUGCUAUCUUAAGAGGGAAAAUUGCCCCCGUCUAUCUAUUCCAAGGGCCCCGCGGCACAGGGAAGACAUCAACUGCAAGGAUUUUUGCAGCAGCUUUGAAUUGUUUCUCCCCAGAGAAUCUCAGGCCAUGUGGAUUCUGCAGAGAGUGUAUUGAUUUUGCUUCUUCGAGAAGUGUGGAUGUGAGAGAAGUGGAUGCCACAAAUAGCAAUGGUAUGGAGAAAGUCAAAGCCCUUCUGAAAAAUGUUGCUUUGGUGCCAUCUUUUUCACGUUUCAAGGUCUUCAUUAUUGAUGAGUGCCACAUGUUGGCAUUUGAAACAUGGGCUGCACUUCUUAAGAUUCUAGAAGAACCACCUGGUCAUGUCGUCUUCAUUCUCAUUACCACUGAUUCUGAUAAACUACCUCGUACUGCUCUUUCGCGGUGCCAGAAAUAUCUUUUCCCAAAGAUUAAAGAUGCCGAAGUGGUAACCAGAUUGCAAAAGCUUGCAAUCCAAGAAAAUUUGGAGGUUGAUUCUGAUGCAUUGGAUAUGAUAGCAGCUAAAUCAGAAGGUUCUCUUCGAGACGCUGAGACAAUGCUUGAUCAGCUUAGCUUGCUGGGACAAAGAAUUACUCUCUCCCUAGUACACGAGCUUGUGGGUGUAGUUUCAGAUGAGAAAUUGCUAGAUUUGUUAGAAUUGGCCUUGUCAGCUGACACAGCCAGAACUGUAAGAAGGACCAGGGAGUUGAUUGAUUCUGGUAUUGAACCAAUGACUUUAAUGUCCCAAUUAGCUACUCUCAUCAUGGAUAUUCUUGCUGGUAGCUACAAAUUUGGAGAUAUUAAGUGCAAGGGAAUCUUCUUCCACAGGCAUGCUUUAACAGAAGAGGAGUUAGAGAGACUAAGACGGGCUUUGAAAAUUCUUUCUGAAGCAGAAAAACAGCUGAGGGUUUCAAAUGACCAGACAACAUGGCUGACAGCAGCUCUUCUCCAGUUUGGUUCUGGACGGUCUCUUCUGGUUCCCACAUCUGCUGGUACCAGUGCCACACAAAGUCCUGCAGCUGUAAAAGAAAGGAAUAAUUAUGGACUAUUGUACAGUGGUUCAUCAUCCCGACAACUUUUAGGUAAUAAAAAACUCAUUGAACCAUCCGUUGAGCGCUCGGAUUCGAUGGCAAUGCCAAAGUCUGUGGUAGGGAAUGGAAAUGGCAGUCUGAAUCAAGGACACAUUGUGUUGUUUAAUGAUUCAAAUAAAGGAAUACCGGUGUCCAAGAUCAAGUCACAGAUUCAUUCAUUGUGUCAUUCACCUGGGUCGGGUCAUUAUGGGAGGAGUUUUUCAGAUGACAUCAAUGAUAACAAUGAUUCAGCUCAACCAGAAUUCAGCUGUAUGAGCCCAAGUAAGUUGGAUGAGCUUUGGAGGAGAACAAUAGAAGAAUGCCGCUCAAACACAUUAAGGCAGUUGUGUACACAAGGAAAGUUAGUGUCAGUCUCUAUAGGAAAAGGUUUUGCAGUUGUUCAAUUAGAAUUCUGGAAUCCAGAUACAAAAUCCCUGGCUGAAAGAUAUGUCAAGAGUAUUGCAAGUUCAGUUUCACUCAUUCUAGGCUGCAAUGUGGAGAUAAGAAUUAACCUGGCAUCUCUCACAGCUGAAAUUGAGAAUACUAAAUCCAGAAAAAACUCAAUUGAGCUGUCAAAGUCUUCAGCCAAUGAACAGAGGGAUGUCGUAAUAAAUAGUACAGCAGACCAGGAAUGUGAGAGCACUGCCUUGAAUUCUGAUCAUAGAACGGGAUGUGGAGAAACAUGUAUGGAAGCUCACUCUGCAAUAAGUAGAACUAAAUCCUUUUCAGCAAUUUCUGAAGGAUACCAUAAAGGAUUACUGAUGCCAGCAGAAUGUGCUCAAGCAGAUGAAUUGCGAACUAUUACUACAGGGGAAAACAGUGGUCCAGCUGUUGUGCAUGGUGGAAUAGAGGAAGAUUCAAAAAUAGGAAAUAGUUCAAUAACAGAUGAACAGAGACUAGAGAGUGCUUGGUUGCAAGCAGUAGAAAAAUGUGCUCCUGGCUUGAAGGAUAUUCUAAAGCCUGAGAAGAACCAAGUGCUCCCUCGAGAUGUCAUCGAUCUUCAAAAUGGAUUUGUAUCUUCUGGUGGUAUCGGUACUGUGCCACUAGGAGUUGCAUUACAGCAGAAAGAAGGGAGAUCAUGUCAUGAGAUGAGAACAGUGAAGUCAAAUGGAGGUAUUGACUUUCGGAAACUUCGAUGUGCAAGGACUGAUCACCAAGAGUGCCUAUGUUCUAGUUCGUUUGAUCAAGGUGCUUUUGUAACGAGUUUUGAAGAGGAAACCUUGGCAUAUGGAUCUGACUCAAAUUCUAGUGGUAUUCUUUGUUGGAAAGCACUCAAAUAUGAUCAGGAAAAGCAAAGGAGACGACCUCGAAGGAAACCGGGCUUACUGUUUUGGGUUGUGCCCUGUGCUAAGGCUAAAAGGGGGCACCAGAUACAGUAGUUUUAAAUGGAAUGGUCUGAGCAAGUUGGCAAGCAAAUACCAGGGUAAGAAGGAUAAACUAUGUACACAAUUUUGAUCUCUAGAUCACGAUCUUUAGAAUUUGUAAACUGACUUAAGAUGCACAACAAACACAAUUGUUUCACAGGCUAAGCCAAUCAAAUUGCUUGCAGCCUCUCUACUGUUUUCAUGGGGAUGGGUGCUAUGGAUGACAUAGCUGCAAUACAGCACCUUCAUAAAAUAAAAUCUUUUAAACAAUUGAAGCUUGUGCAAUAUCCUAUGGAUGGCAAAUGCAAGAUUAAGAAGUCACACAUUAUCUUAAUUCAGGGACAAGUCCAUGUGGAUUGCAGUUGGAUGCAAUCUGAAAUCCAACUAACUACAUGGCUAUGUAAUUCUAUUCCAUCACAAGAAAUGCCCUAUUCUAUGUUUUAUA